Molecule: messenger RNA, 1362 nt
Organism: Drosophila busckii
Lineage: Eukaryota; Metazoa; Arthropoda; Insecta; Diptera; Drosophilidae
Gene: eIF3m
Product: eukaryotic translation initiation factor 3 subunit M
Exons: 3
Coding region: 90-1253 (387 amino acids)
Biological process (GO): cytoplasmic translational initiation
Cellular component (GO): eukaryotic translation initiation factor 3 complex; cytoplasm
Molecular function (GO): translation initiation factor activity
Source: RefSeq, a predicted model, not a curated record
UUUUGAGUUGUCAUUUCAGCGACUGCGACGUGUGCGUGCAAAUUUGUUUAAAUCGUUGCCAGAAGAAAGAUUUUAAUAUUUAUUAAACCAUGGCUUCGCAUCCGGUGUUUAUAGACCUGUCACUCGAUGAACAGGUGCAAGAGCUACGCAAGUAUUUUAAGAAACUGGGCGCUGAAAUCUCCUCGGAGAAGUCCAACAAGGGCGUGGAAGAUGAUUUGCACAAGAUUAUCGGCGUCUGCGAGGUUUGCUUCAAAGACGGAGAACCAGCCCAGAUUGAUGGCAUACUUAAUAGUAUUGUGUCCAUUAUGAUAACGAUACCUCUGGAUCGUGGCGAGAAUAUUGUGCUGGCCUACUGCGAAAAGAUGACGAAGGCGCCGAACCAGCCCUUGGCUAAAGUUUGCCUACAGUCGCUUUGGCGUCUGUUCAACAAUCUGGAUACGGCAUCGCCACUUCGCUAUCACGUAUAUUAUCAUUUGGUGCAGGUAGCCAAGCAAUGCGACCAAGUGCUAGAGGUCUUCACUGGCGUCGAUCAGUUGAAAACUCAGUUUGCCAACUGUCCGCCAUCUAGUGAGCAGAUGCAGAAAUUGUACCGUCUUCUGCACGAUGUUACCAAGGAUACCAAUAUGGAGCUGUCUUCGAAGGUCAUGAUUGAGCUGCUGGGCACAUAUACGGCGGACAAUGCCUGUGUUGCUCGCGAGGAUGCCAUGAAGUGCAUUGUCACCGCCCUGGCCGAUCCCAACACAUUCCUUCUUGAUCCCCUGCUGUCGCUUAAGCCUGUGCGCUUCUUGGAGGGUGAUUUAAUACACGAUCUGCUGUCCAUAUUUGUUUCGGACAAACUGCCAUCAUACGUACAGUUCUAUGAGGAUCACAAGGAAUUUGUUAACUCGCAGGGCCUCAACCACGAACAGAACAUGAAGAAAAUGCGUCUGUUGACUUUUAUGCAGCUGGCUGAAAGUUAUCCAGAAAUGACGUUCGACACACUGACCAAGGAAUUGCAGAUCACUGAAGAUGAAGUCGAGCCAUUUGUCAUUGAGGUGCUGAAGACGAAAUUAGUGCGAGCACGCCUAGAUCAGGCCAAUCGUAAAGUGCACAUCUCCUCAACCAUGCAUCGAACCUUUGGAGCACCACAGUGGGAGCAGUUGCGCGAUUUGCUGCAGGCCUGGAAAGAGAACCUUAGCUCAGUACGCGAGGGAUUAACAAAUGUAUCGUCUGCACAAUUAGAUCUGGCCCGCACGCAAAAGUUGAUACAUUAGGUGAAAAGUAACUUAUAUAAAGUGACAUCAGGAUCAAAAAGAUACAUUUAUUAAAUCGUGGAUUGCGUAAAAACACAAGCUUGAAUAAAUUCCUAAGUAAAAACAAUAG